AUGAAAAUCUUCCUUUGCUUGCUGGCGGUUGGCGCCGUAGUCAAUGCGGGCUACAUUGGCGGUGGUGCAGGCGGUGGCGGAGGCGGUGGUGGUGGACAUGGACAUGGUGACUCUGGUGCUGCACCCGAAGUUAAAGUUAUCAAAGUGAUACACGAAACGGCUGGUGGUGCAGGCGGUGGUGCUGGUGGCUGGGCGGCAGGAGGCGGUGGCGGCGGCGGCGGUGGCUGGUCAGCAGGCGGUGGCGGCGGCUAUGGCGGUGGCGGCUAUGGUGGCGGCUCUCAAGGUGGACAGGAAGUGAAGAUUAUCAAAAUCAUUUCGCAGCAACCCUCAGAUGGUGGCUACGGAGGUGCCUCUAGUGGUGGCUGGGCUGCAGGUGGUGGCUCUAGUGGUGGCUGGGCUGCAGGCGGCGGCGGUGGUGGCUCCUCUGGCUGGUCAUCCGGUGGCAGCGAUUCCAACACAGCUGUGAAAAUCAUCAAAAUCAUCUCGGAAAGCAGCUCUGGAGCUGGUGAUGCCGCAGGCUGGUCUGCAGGUGGUUCAGCGGGAGGCGGUGGUGGCUGGUCUUCGGCUGGUGCUUCGAGCGGCGGCUGGUCCUCGGGUGGCUUAUCAGGCGGCGGCGGCGGCGGCGGUGGCUGGUCUUCCGGUGGUCCUGCAAGCGGCGGCUGGUCCCCAGCAGCUCCUGCUAGCGAUGGUUGGUCCUCCCAGGGCGGUGGCAACGGCGGCAGCUGGUAA
Drosophila hydei is the source of this 729-nucleotide messenger RNA. Its product is annotated as glycine-rich cell wall structural protein 1.0. Bases 1 to 729 code for a protein of 242 amino acids. NCBI's taxonomy places the organism in Eukaryota, Metazoa, Arthropoda, Insecta, Diptera, Drosophilidae. The record is from RefSeq and is a predicted model, not a curated record. The transcript has 2 exons.